This is a messenger RNA of Gracilinanus agilis (Agile Gracile Mouse Opossum), 1504 nucleotides long. It is a transcript of the gene GNGT1, whose product is annotated as G protein subunit gamma transducin 1. Gene Ontology annotation, cellular component: heterotrimeric G-protein complex. The record is from RefSeq and is a predicted model, not a curated record. The transcript has 5 exons. Gene Ontology annotation, molecular function: G-protein beta-subunit binding. Gene Ontology annotation, biological process: G protein-coupled receptor signaling pathway. NCBI's taxonomy places the organism in Eukaryota, Metazoa, Chordata, Mammalia, Didelphimorphia, Didelphidae. The coding region runs from base 951 to 1268 and encodes 105 amino acids.
UCAGAUUUUCAUCUAUUUAAGACUCUGUUUCUCUUAUUGGCCUCCCACAUUUCUCUAUGAGAAUUCCAUCGGAUUCUCUUUCUAAGUCUUGGCAGAGGCAGCAUGAUGGGCAGAGGAGGCCAUGCUGGGCCUGAUACUUCCCUUUGCCCACAGCCACACCUUCCAGUCCACUCCUUUGCAGUCCCUGUGCUGCCCUUGCUCUCUACCCUGAGCCUGGUUCAGCCACACUCUGGCCUCUUCCUUAUUCCCUGCCAAACCUCCACCCUGUUGAUGCCUCUGGGUCACUGCCCCCCCAUUCCCCAUUUCUGAGGAGCCUAGAAGAAACGGCCACUUGGCCAGCUGGACCUCCCACAAAGGGCCGUCCCUGAAUCUCCCCCCAGCUUCCAUGCUUUCUAAAAAUCUUCCUCUUCUCGGACUGAGUGACUGUGCCACUCCCUGCAGUAUUGGUUCCAGCCCGAACCUGAGGCCAGGAGCACCUGGGCCCAAAUCCCGGGCAAGUCACUUCACCUCUGUGUGCCUUCGCUUUCUCAGCUGUAACAUGGGGCUGAUCAUAGCAUCAACUUUGCAGGAUCGUAUACAGAUUGCUCUCCAAAAUACGGAUUCACAGCUCCACCAAUUAUGUACGAGUGUGCCUAUCUUCCCGCCACCCAGCCAACAUCGACGAUUCCCAUCCUUCGUCAUCUUUGCCAACUCGAAGCCAAACUAAGAUCGUGGGGGGACAGAGAGGAACGAUUGCCAGGGACGCUGCCCCUCCUCCCAGGCCCCUGUGGGGCCCAGCGCUCUCCUCCAGGAUGGGGUGACGUCCCCCUCGCCCCCUCCUCCAUCUCUUGGGUCCGAGGCCCUUGUUGGAGAAGAGCCCACGGGAGUCAAGCCUGGCGGAGCUUACCUCAAGCGGCUUUAAAAGUGGGGGGCCGGGCGGCCUCCCCGAGAGACAGCGAGCCGCGGCCAGCAUGCCGGUCAUCAACAUCGAGGACCUGACCGAGAAGGACAAGCUCAAGAUGGAGGUGGACCAGCUGAAGAAGGAGGCUGGGAAGGGCUUCGAAGGCCAGCCGGAGGACAGCGUCUUUAGGCCCAGGAGCGGUGGGGAUGGACACGGCCAGGCUCGGCCACUGUGUGCAGGCGGACCAGAGGAGGUGGAGGUCUCAAAAUGCUGUGAAGAAGUGAGGGACUACAUCGAGGAGAGGUCCGGCGAGGACCCCCUUGUGAAGGGAGUCCCGGAGGACAAGAACCCCUUCAAGGAGCUCAAGGGCGGCUGCGUCAUUUCCUGAAAGCCCUGGGCCCCGAGGUGCAUGCCGAGGAGCUAGUGUAAACCCCUUCGUCAUAAGAGCUCAGCAGGAAAGGGUCCAGGAGCAGAAGUCCGAGGCUCGCCACUGCCGUCUCAGCGGGCAGCACCAGCUUGAGAGAAAGUGCAGGACGUUGGUGGCUGCUGCUCCCUCCUCGCCCCUCCUGCUCUCCCCCUAUCGGCUUUUAAUAAAGAUUGGAAGCGGCCCAUUCCAAGGGCUGA